UAAAGACAAGCCAACAGCGGAGACACCACGAAAUCUUCCACCAACAUGCAAUCCAUCAACUACCGAAAUAACUUCUUCUUUCAAAACCCAACAAUAAUUAGGUUUUGUUCGUCCAAAUUUUGACCUUUUUUCCCAAUAAUUUCCGACGCUUAUUUCACAAGUAGCAAAAGUUCUUCAAAAAUCUUGAUGUAUAAUCACCAAAAGUCCAAAUUUCUUGCGAAUUUUUAAUAUUUUGACCUGUGGAUCAUCAUCAUCAUCAUCUCCCUCCGAAUUCAAUCUCCAAAACCUAUCACAUUUGUUAUAUGUUGCUGAUAUGUGGUCAUCGGGAACGGUAAAUGAACCUCUGCAGAAGGGGAUUCGGUGAAUUGUGAAAUUAACAUUUACGUAUAAUGCAAAUAAAAAUGCAGAGAGAUCAAAUGUUUACACAUUUGUUUCUAUCUUUUAAUUGCUGAGAAAGAAUGUCUGCCAAGAAUCAGGAGAAGAAGGAUGUCGACCAAGUAUCAGCAACUUGCCUCUAUGACCUCUUACAUAUAGAUACAAAAGAAAACUGGAACGAUGAAUCAGAUGAACAGACAUCAUCCUCCAAUUCAUCAGCUGCAAAAAAGAGGCUAGCAAGUUUUUCAUCUGAAUCUGGUAAUGAGUUAUGUGCAGAUUGUGGAUCUCCAAGUCCAAAAUGGGUAUCUGCAAAUCUUGGAGCAUUUGUGUGCAUUAAGUGUUCAGGAGUACAUAGAAGCCUCGGAGUGCAUAUAUCAAAGAUAUUGUCAGUGAAUCUAGACGAGUGGACAGAAGAAGAUGUUGAUAAUGUGAUAAAACUUGGUGGAAAUGAAGCAGUAAAUUCAAAAUAUGAAGACAGCAUUCCAGAAAACCGUAGAAAACCACAACCAGACUCUUCUAUAGAAGACCGUUCUGAUUUUAUCAGGAGAAAGUAUGUAAUGCAACAGUUUUUGAACAUGGAGGAACAGUUGUCUUGCCCAUUCAAUCCAGCAGCCUUGAACUGCAGUUCUGCAGGCUUAAAUUCUGUAGUGGAGAAGAAGUAUUUAAACAGUAUGCGUAUGCAUAACAUUAGCCAAGCUUUUCUUAACACCAGGAAAAGAAAAGAUGCUGAAGUAAAGCCCGCCAGAAAAAGUAACUCAACGGCAGGUAUGGUGGAAUUUGUUGGUUUGAUAAAGGUCAAUGUGGUCAGAGGCAUUGAUCUUGUUAUCAGAGAUGUCAGGAGUAGUGAUCCUUAUGUUAUGCUCUGUUUGGGAAAUCAAUCAGUGAAGACACGGGUUAUAAAGAACAACCUCAAUCCUGUUUGGAAUGAAAAGUUAAUGUUGUCAAUUCCUGAUGACAUUCCGCCUUUGAAAGUGGUUGUUUUUGAUAAGGAUAAGUUUACAACGGAUGAUUAUAUGGGUGAGGCUGAGGUUGAUAUUGAAGCAUUAGUUUCUGCUGCAAAAGCUUUGGAGAAUGGUAAUGCAAAUGAAGCUGAAAAGAAGUUGGCAGAAGACAAAGACAAGCCGAAUGUCAACAAGAAUGGUGUGGUCAAACUUGCAGAAAGAAAAGCAAAACAAGAGGUUUCUCUAAAAUUGCAAAAUGUUGAGAGUGGUGAGAUAGUCAUAGAGAUUGAAUGUGUGCCAUUGACCCAAUAA
Messenger RNA from Lactuca saligna, 1628 nucleotides. Lineage: Eukaryota; Viridiplantae; Streptophyta; Magnoliopsida; Asterales; Asteraceae. The record is from the annotation of a GenBank genome assembly.